AUGCAGUAUAUUACAGAGCCAAUUUAUAACGCCUAUUGCUAUGUCUGGAAUUACUUUUAUAGUGUUCCUCAAGACUAUGACUGUGAUCCUACGGAAGCAUAGAAGAAAUUAGAUGUGUUAAUUAUGGAAAUAUAAACUCAAAUUUAGAUAAAGAAGUAAAGGAAUUAAUCUGACUUAAACGAGUUGAAGUUAAACUUUUCUAAGCAUAUUCACAGUGAACAUUAUUAAGAAUAAAUAAGAACAGAUUUUUGCAGAAAAAUAUCCAAUAAAAAUGAUGAUAUUAAUAUGCUUAAUGCUAUAAAUGAAUAGAUUGAAAAAUUGAAACAAUUUAAAACUUAGCUAAUUACUCUUAGGAAAGAUUAAGAAUACUUAAAAUAAAUAAUGCCAACUAUUGAAAAUUUAGUUUUUGCUGCUUCUUAUGAUGGGACUCUUUAAAUAAAGCUUGUAAAAUUUACAGACUUCUUACAAUACCUAUGGGGUAAAGAGUAUACAAUUCCUGAAGAAAACAAUUUAGUUGAAAAAGAUUUUAAGUAAAUAAUGACUAAAAUUUCUACAGAUGAAGAUUACGAAAAGACUUGUUUAGAGUUCUCAAGUUAAUCAUUGGUUCAUCCUCAGCUUAUAUAUCGUUGCAAUCCUGAAAGAUCAGUGAUUUAUUCAUAGCAAUCAAAUGUUAACUAAAUUUCAAUUUAAAAUCAAGGAAUAUAAAUGAGAGCCGAAUUAAAUUGA
Tetrahymena thermophila SB210 is the source of this 726-nucleotide messenger RNA. RefSeq lists its product as hypothetical. The record is from RefSeq and is a predicted model, not a curated record. The transcript has a single exon. Lineage: Eukaryota; Ciliophora; Oligohymenophorea; Hymenostomatida; Tetrahymenidae.